Aphis gossypii (cotton aphid) is the source of this 2115-nucleotide messenger RNA. RefSeq lists its product as uncharacterized. The transcript has 2 exons. NCBI's taxonomy places the organism in Eukaryota, Metazoa, Arthropoda, Insecta, Hemiptera, Aphididae. The coding region runs from base 440 to 1759 and encodes 439 amino acids. The record is from RefSeq and is a predicted model, not a curated record.
AUUAACCGUGCUUGGAGGUAAGAGAUAACAGAACAUAAUAUUGUCGUUUAUGUUUUAUCUCUUAUAAAUUAUGGUACUUAUUUUACGGCUCCUUGAACCUGUUGGUUUGUUUACUGUUUAAUGUUUACCGUUUUCAUUUGAAAUUCAACCAUUGGACUGGCUAGUCGUUGUUGUUACCGAUUCGGACGUGCGCUUGCUUUUAACCGACUACUGUUGUUUACUAAAUACCGAUUUGUAUAAUCUAAAGAAUUAGUACUUUCCGAUAAUAUAUCAUAUUAUAUUAAAACGAGUAUUGUGGAUACCGACAUCAAUCGUUGGUGAUUAUUUUAUCGCGUUCGGUCUUUUUGUUCGUUUAAAUUAAACAGUGUUAUUGUCAUUGUUAUCCCAACGCGUAUCGCUGUUCUUUUGUCGUAAUCGAACUGUGCAUCGAUUAUUAACGAUGGACAACCAAAGAGCAACGUCAAGUUCGACAUUUCAACCGCAACAGACUGCACAACCGUCAGUCGAAUCACUACUGUUCAACGAUAUUAUUGAAGAGAAGAGUCAAAUUUUAAGUGAUUUGAUGAAUCAAUUUUUACAAGUACAGCCUUUCAGUAAAUUUGAAUCGGAAUUCAAUUUAUUUAUAAGGCACAUUAAACACAUCACAAGGGAUGAACAGCGCAAAGGCACAUACCGUCACCCAAUACAGAUACCUUCGGAUAAAGACACUCUGACUGAAAAUGAUGUGUCACAGGAAAACAAUCGGCAACAUAUUGAAUCCUUCAAUUUAUUUCAACGACCAACGACUAUCAAACAUAAACCUAAAACAACAUUGACUCAUAAUGACCAAUUGAAGAAUAUUCCUUGUACAUCUAAUAACUCAUGUGAUACAAUUAUUGAAGAAAGCAUAAUCAAUAAUAGUUCUGCUCAUGAAAAUCCUCAACAAUCAAAAUUCCUGCCACCAACUGCGCCAAUACCAUACUCAAAGUCAUUUCAAAUUAACGAUGCAUUGCCCACCACAUCCAAUAUAGCUAAUGCUGAUGAUGUCAUGGAAUCUGAUGCUGAAGUAUUAGAAUCUUUUAAGACACCAAGCAACAGUGACAAUACCAGCACAUCUCAACUUAAUCAAGAUCAGUCUAAUUGUUCUGAAAGAAGCGAUGAAAAAAUUAAAGUCAAGAACUUAACCAACUGGUCGGUAAAUUUGAAGGAAAUUAAAUCAAAUAAGGGCAAUUCAAAACCAGUCAUCACAUUAACAGGUACUUUAUUAGCAAGAGAUCAAAUCACGGAGUUGAAGAAAGUUCAUAAAGCUGGUGUUUUGGUAGCUCGAAAAGCAAAAAAUAUUAUCAAAACAGAUAAAGGAUUUUACCAUCUAAUUGGUUCAAUUGCUGAAGGAUCUCCACCUAAUUUACUUCGUGCAUGUAUAGAAACAAAUGGUAUUCCAAAGACCUGGAGAAGUAUUUUAACGCAUUUGACAACAAAAGUUGAAGUAAAUCUCAAUGAAAGUGUGACUAGAAAAGGCACAAUCUAUAACAAGGAAAAAAAAGCUAGUCAUAAUGUUCCUGAAACAGAAGAGUUUUCUGAAGAAGAUUUACCUCGUGAUUUACUCAAUGGUCUCAAUGACAGUGAUUUUCGUCGACAAUUGUUACAACUAUCAUCACCGAAAACAACAUCAUUUGGAGGAUGUAAAACUCCUAGUCAACUUUUGAAGCAUAAAUUUCAUCGAAAGUUUGUUAAAGCUUGCUUAAUCAUUGGCAGUCUAGAAGAUUCAGGUACAUAUUAAUCACUUAUUUUUUAACAAAAAAACAUAUUAUUUACUUAGAAAUGGCUAUUUUUUUUUUUUUAAUUUGAAUAAAGGAGAUUAUACAUAGGUAUUAUAUACAACAAAUAAUACCUAUUUAUAAGUACAUUUUUUCUGACUUUACUCCUUUUAUUAAACGUUACACAACCAAUCUAUGGUCUUCAUGCUGGAAUAAUUUACCUGGUAACUUUGCGUCAAGGUAUAGAGACAUUACUCCUAAUAUUCUUAGCAAUAUCUGGUUCAGCAAGUUAGACCUACACAGGUCACAUAUUAUUCAAUUUAACAGAUUACGUAUUGGACAUUCUCUAUUACCCAAUCAUUCGUUCAAACUCGGCUUA